AUGAGACUUGGCAGAGGUCAUGUUGGUAUUUUUCUGUUAAUCUGGACAUGGAUGGUAUCUCUUCCAUAUGCUGUAUUGGCCCAGAAUGCAACACAAUGGCCUCUGCAAAAUAACGAGUACACUGACAUCGUCCAAUGGGAUCAUUACAGCUUCAUCGUCAAUGAAAAGCGUCUUUUCGUCUUCUCCGGCGAACUGCACUACUGGAGAAUCCCUGUACCUGAGCUCUGGGAAGACAUACUCGAGAAGAUCAAGGCUUGCGGAUUUACUGCAGUUGCAUUCUACACGCACUGGGGAUAUCAUAGCCAUAGUCCUGACGCGUUGGACUUUGAGACUGGCGGGCGAAAUUUCACUCACCUGUUUGAGAUCGCCAAGCGCGUCGGACUCUAUGUCAUUGAGCGUCCUGGUCCUUAUGUGAAUGCCGAGUCCAACGCUGGCGGCUUCCCAGGCUGGCUCACAACGGGCGAGUAUGGAAAGCUACGGAACAGCGAUCCGCGAUACGGCGAUGCAUACGCGCCGUUCUGGCAGGAGGUGGCUCGGCUCUCAGCUCCGUAUCAGAUUACGGAAGGUGGAAACACCAUCCUCUAUCAGAUUGAGAAUGAAUAUCAGAGUCAAUGGAUUGGGAACCCGGUAGACAGAGUUCCGAAUCAGGAUGGAAUUGCGUACAUGGAAGAUCUGGAGAAAAGAGCAAGGGACAAUGGUAUCAUCAUUCCAACGAUACAGAAUGCGCCAAACAUGAAUACCAAGUCAUGGUCCAAGGACUGGUCAGAUGAGGGAGGCAAUGUGGAUGUCUAUGGACUCGACAGUUAUCCUUCGUGCUGGUCUUGCAAUCUCGACGAAUGUACGUCAACGAAUGGACAGUACGUUGCAUAUUCAGUCGCCAAUUACUACGGACACUUCCAGGAUGUCUCGCCUACGCAACCUUCUUUCAUGCCAGAAUUCCAAGGAGGGUCUUAUAAUCCCUGGGGUGGCCCCGAAGGCGGCUGUCCCAAUGAUAUCGGCUCAGACUUUGCCAACCUAUUCUACCGACAGCUUAUUGGCGAGCGUGUCACCGCCGUUUCUCUUUACAUGAUGUACGGCGGCACAAAUUGGGGUGCUCUUGCUGCACCUGUAGUCGCUACUAGCUACGAUUACUCUGCCCCUAUAUCCGAGAAUCGUGCGAUCUGGGAUAAAUUCUCUGAGACAAAGACUCUGGCUUUGUUUACCCGCGUCGCUGAUGAUUUAACGGUGACCGAGAGAUUGGGCAAUGGAACAUUCUACACGACGAAUUCCCUGGUGAUGGCCACUGAACUGCGGAACAGCGAGACGAAUGGAGCAUUUUAUGUCACUAGACACUCGCCAUCUUAUCUGGCAUCAAGAGAUGCAUUCAAAUUGCAUGUCAGCACGUCCGUUGGCAACCUCACUAUUCCUCAGGGCAACUCAUCUAUUGUUAUCAACGGACAUCAGAGCAAGAUCAUCGUUACCGACUUUCGCUUCGGAAGCCACUCAUUCAUCUACUCUACAGCUGAGGUACUCACAUACGCCGUCUUUGAUAAUAUUCCUACAAUCGCGUUAUGGGUUCCGACUGGCGAGUCUGGUGAAUUUUACGUCCGCGGUGGUCGACAUGGACAUAUUGCCAGGGCGCAGAACGCAACUGUAGCUUUCCGUCCGGCAAAGCAUGGUCUUAUAGUCGAAUUCACGCAAGGCGAAGGAGCGAGUGUCAUUUUCGUCGACGACAUGCGUGUUUUGUUACUUGACCGUACUGCCGCAUAUGGGCUCUGGGCUCCUAGUUUCUCGACUGACCCUGCUAGUCCCGUGGACGAGACAAUUCUUGUCCUCGGCCCCUACCUCGUUCGUGGCGCCUCGUUGACUUCUGAUACGACGUUUGACCUCACUGGUGACAUCCCUCAUACUACGUCGAUCGAAGUGUUUGCACCUGCGAAAUUGAGGUCUUUGACCUGGAACGGCGUGCAAGCCCGAACUCGUCGCACAUCUUACGGAACACUCAUAGCUGACAUCCAGUUCACACCGCUGUCUCCUGAGCUUCCGGACCUCAGCGGUGCUGUGUGGAGAGUGGCGGACGCACUACCAGAGAUCAAGCCAGAGUACGUCGCCGAUACACCAGCGUGGCGUGUUGCAGACCAACUCAAUCCUCAGACCGGCGAAGCUGUGCUAUACGCAGAUUUGUAUGGCUUCCACUACGGCGCUAUGCUCUUCCGUGGUACAUUCCUCGGUGGCGCGACAGGCGUGGAGCUUGCAGUGCAAGGCGGGACAGCGUUCGGAUGGAGCGCAUGGCUGAAUGGAGGCUUCGUAGGUAGCUGGACCGGCGACGCAGACAGUGCACAGGGGAAUUUGACACUGUCCUUUGUAGACGCAAGCGCUACUGUCUUCGGCGAUGGGAAGGAGAACGUGUUGCUCGUGAUCAUGGACAACACAGGGCAUGACCAACGAGACGGAGCACUCAACCCUCGCGGCAUCCUCGCCGCAAACCUCCUGUCUGCCUCCAACAAUACGACCUCAUCCCCUGGAUUCACAGAGUGGAAGAUCGCCGGCGGAGCAUCUCUGAACGGAACCCCCCUCGAUCCAGUCCGUGGCAUCAUGAACGAAAACGGACUUACACCUUCGCGCCUCGGCUGGUCCCUCCCAGGCUUCGACAGCACCGCCUGGCCGCUCUCGACUCCAUCCACACUCGUCACAUCUCCUGGCGUGCGAUUCUAUCGCACCACGUUCCCGCUGUCUAUUCCGGCCGGCUACGACGCAAGUCUGAGCAUCGUGCUCGACAGGCUCACGUCCUCGGCGCUCAGAGCUGAGAUCUAUGUCAACGGGUACAAUUACGGGAAGUAUGUGCCUGGCAUUGGGGGCGAUGGGCGGGGACAGAGCGUCUUUCCGGUGCCGCCGGGGGUGUGGGACUACGAUGGGGAGAAUGUGCUGGGGUUGAGUGUCUGGGGCAUGGAAGAUGGGGAUGUUGGUGUUGGUGUCAAACUGCAGGUGGAUUGGGUUGUGGAAGGGGGUGUGAUGGUUAAGGGGGAGGGUCUGAGACCGGGGUGGACGGAGGCGAGAGAGGCGUUUAUGUAG
Pseudovirgaria hyperparasitica is the source of this 3051-nucleotide messenger RNA. RefSeq lists its product as uncharacterized. Gene Ontology annotation, cellular component: vacuole. Gene Ontology annotation, molecular function: beta-galactosidase activity. The transcript has 3 exons. The record is from RefSeq and is a predicted model, not a curated record. The coding region runs from base 1 to 3051 and encodes 1016 amino acids. Gene Ontology annotation, biological process: carbohydrate metabolic process. Lineage: Eukaryota; Fungi; Ascomycota; Dothideomycetes; Acrospermales; Acrospermaceae.